CAGCGACGGAUGCGGACCGUGGUUCCUUCGGAGCAGUAUCGUACUCCCUGGGGUCUGGUUCUAGCAGCAUGGUACCGGCCCAGUUUACUGUCAACAAGGAGACUGGUCAGCUGUGUUCCAGCACAACACUGGACCGAGAGCAGGGGUCAGGCAACUAUGACCUCACUGUGACCGCUACUGAUGGGGGUGGUCUGAGUGUGGUGGCCCGUGUCCGUGUGUAUCUGGAGGACAUUAAUGACAACCGUCCAUCCUUCUAUCCCCUACUCUACACCGUGAGCCUCAGCACCCACAGCGCCCCCGGAACCUCCGUCACCAAGGUGAUGGCCAACGACCCUGACGCUGGUGACAACGGCAGGGUGACCUAUCGCACGGUGCCGGGUGGAGGCUCCGCCUUCUUCACUCUCAACAAAGACACAGGUGUGAUCUCUCUUGCGCGGUCGCUUCACAGUAAGGCCAACACCCUGGUCUCCAUGGUGAUCUCGGCGCAGGAUGGCGGCGGUCUGACGGCGCCGGUAAACGCCCGUGUCAACGUGAGCGUGGUUGGCGGCUCGGUGGCGCCCCCUCUGUUUGACCAGGCUCAGUACUACUUUACAGUGUCUGAGGAGGUCCUCAGGGGAACUGAGGUGGGCAAGGUCCAUGCUGCCACCAAGACUGGUAAUUCCCAGGACAUCUCCUACUCCAUCUCAUCAGGUGAUCCAGAUGGUUAUUUCACCAUGGACUCUACCUCCGGGGCGCUCCGCUCCUCUCUCCCUCUGGACCACGAGGCCUGUCCCAGUCUCGACCUGGAGGUCCAGGCUCGCUACGGCUCGCCACCCGCCUACGGAACCACACGCGUACGUGUAACCAUCUCGGACGUCAAUGACAACGCUCCCUCCUUCCUCCCCUCCUCCUCCGAAUCCCUCCUUCUCCCGGAGGUGACUAAGAUGGGAACGGUGGUGUACCGGGUCCAGGCCGCUGACCGGGACUCUGGUCCAAACAGUCAGCUGAGUUUUGACCUGGUCUCGAUCGGUGCGGGGGGCAGGAUGUUUGGUGUGGACCGGGGAAGCGGGGAGCUGCGGCUGAUUGGUGGACUGAACUACGAGAGUGUUCCGCGCUACGACCUACAGGUGGUAGCUAAAGAUGGUGGAGUGCCCCAGCUCAGCUCUACCUUUACAUUAGUGGUCCAUGUCCAGGCUCAGGACGCGCAGGGCCCCGCCUUCGACACGCUAACCUACCGUGUGGAGCUACAGGAGAACGCGCCUCUAAACACACGCUUCCUACAGGUCCGCGCCCUUAACAGAGAGGCUGCUGGGAACGGCGGAGGCUCCACCUCUUCCCACUCCUCUUCCUCGGUCUCGUACAGACUGCGUCCGGACGGUGACGCGGCAGGGUUUGGGGUCGCCCCAGAUAGUGGGUGGUUGUUUGUUCGCAGCGCUCUGGACCGGGAGGCUAAGGACAUGUAUCUACUGACGGUGUUGGCCACCUCUGGACCAGGAGGGCAGGGUGUGGCCGGGGCGGGCAGGACUGGCAGUGCCACGGUGAGGGUCUCUGUAACAGAUGAGAAUGACAACAGUCCCCGUCUGAGUCAGGAGAGGGUGUUUCUGGCUGUGAGAGAGAACCUUCCGGUGGGUACGGGGUUCGGACGGGUGUCGGCUGCUGACAGAGACGCAGGACAGAACGCCAGACUGACAUUCAGACUCCUGCACACUGACAGACACUUCCAGAUCAACUCACACACAGGUGAGAUCAGUACUAGGUUAUCUCUCGACAGAGAGCAGCAGUCUAGCUACCAGCUGGUGGUUGUGGUACAGGAUGGCGGCACACCCCCUCGCAGCACUACGGGCACCGCCCACAUCACCGUAUUGGAUGAGAAUGACAACGCCCCUGUCUUUAGCCACACCCACCCCGACAGGGAACUGCUCAUACAGGUGAUGGAGGGAUCCCAGCCUGGCUCAGUCUUGGGGACAGUAACAGCUAAAGAUCCUGAUGAGGGAGAGAACGGAACACUCCAUUACUCACUGUCAGGUUACGGAGUGGAGAGUUUCUCGUUGAACCCUACCUCAGGAGAACUACGUUACUCCUCCCCCCACAGACACAGUGAGAGGGCUGAUUACACCCUGACCGUGUCAGCUUCAGACAACGGCACCCCUCCACAAACCUCUACCUGUCCUCUACGCAUUCAGGUUCUGAGCUCCAAUAAGUCCUCUGCCAAAAACACUCUUUCCAUGACCCUCAACUCAGUGGAGGGCAUUGCCCCAGGCUCUGUCAUUGGCUCUGUCCGGUCACAUGACCAGCGUGACCCACUCUCGUUGGAUGGCCAGGUGACGUACGUGGUGGUGGGCGGGACGGACCAGAAGGGGACUUUCAUGGUUGACCGGGUUACGGGAGACGUGUACCUGGUUAGAGAACUGGACUACGAGGAAGGGGACAGGUACACUCUGCAUGUGGAGGUAUCAGAUUUCUCCCUGGUGUACCCCAGCAGUCACAGAGUACAGCUGGUCAUUAACGUCCAGGACAGCAAUGACCACGCCCCCCAGUUCACUGAGGACCCCGUUACCAUAGUGAUACCAGAGAACACCCAGCCGGGAGCCUCCAUCUACACCUUCCAGGCUGCUGAUAAGGACGGCGGAGGUCCCAACAGCGAGUUGCACUACUCCAUCCAGCACCGCUGGCCUGACUCCCUUCACAUCCUGACCCUUGACCCUUCCACUGGGGUCCUGACCUUGGGUCAGAAGUUAGAUCACGAGACCACACCCUCCCUCUACCUGGUUGUCAGGGCGACCGACCAGGCGGAGGACUUGUCCGCGCGGCGCUGGGGGUCAGUGACGGCCCGGGUGUUUGUGACGGACGAAAACGACAAUGCUCCCGUAUUCAGCUCGCCCUCCGCCGUCAGCGUCAUGGAGGACCAGCCUGUUGGGUUCGUCGUUGUGUACGUGAUGGCUCGUGACGAGGAUGAGGGAGAGAACGGACGAGUGUCGUACAGCAUCCAAUUGGGGAACAGCGCUGGACGCUUCAGCCUCAACCCCAACACCGGCUCUCUGUCCAUUCUGAAGGCUCUAGAUCGUGAGGACCAGGAAGUAUUUAAUCUGACCAUCAUAGCUGAGGAUCAUGGGAUGCCGCAGCUGUCCACCAGUCAGGUGUUGUCUGUCCACGUGAUUGAUGUGAACGAUGAGCUGCCGCUGUUCCUGGGGGAUGAGCUAGAGGCAGAGGUCAGAGAGAACCAGGAAGCGGGUACCACGGUGAUCACCGUCACGGCAACGGACAGAGACCAAGGUUCUAAUGGUCAGGUGACAUACGGAGGAGUAACAGAGGAAGGCUUCACCAUCAACCCUGUGACAGGAGUCAUCACCACCACCAAGACCCUGGACAGAGAGACUCAGGACCACUACACACUAACAGUGUAUGCCAGGGACGGGGGACUGCCUCCCAACUUCGCCAAGGUGGUGGUGCGUGUUUUGGUGCAGGACGAGAACGACAACGUGCCGGUGUUCGCUAGGCCCUGGUACGGCCUGGAGGUCCCUGAGAGCCAGAGCCCCGUGGAGCUGUGGAUUGUCAGGGCUACUGACACAGACACUGGUCCCGCUGGAGACAUUCAGUACAGGAUCACUGCUGGAGACCCAGACGGGGAUUUCCAACUCCAUGUCAGUUCAGGGGCCCUGUCCACGUCUCGUCCCCUGGAUCGGGAGCUGCGGGCAGGGUACACCCUGGAGGUGGUGGCUCUGGACCAUGGUUCUCCUGCUCUGAGCAGCACAGCCACAGUGGAGGUGACAGUGCUGGAUGUAAACGACAACAGCCCAGCCUUCAGCAGUAACAGCUUCACCAUCGACGUCUCGGAAGACGCUGCCCAGGGAACUCCGGUCUUAGAGGUGACGGCCACAGACGCAGACGAGGGGGAGAACGGGAAGGUUAUAUAUUUCCUGAGUCGAGAGGCGAGGGGCGCGUUCACUGUCGACGAAGACACUGGGCGUAUCACAACGGCAUCGCCGCUGGACCGAGAGAAGAUAGCGUCGUACAGCUUCCAUGUGUUCGCUGUGGACCUAUCACCUGCAGAGCCCAGAAACACCUCAGCUCAGAUAACCGUGAUGAUCCUGGACAUGAACGACAACGCUCCAUUCUUCAUCCAAGACCCCCUCGUCGUCGAGGUCUCGGCCAGCCAAUCACAGCGGGUCCUGGCCACCAUGCGGGCCGAGGACAAGGACUUUGGCGCCAACGGCUCUGUGUUCUAUCGUUUCGCCGUUCCGGUGAGGGGUUUCAGCAUCAACUCUCUAACGGGGGAGAUCCAGGGGACGGAGGGGAUAGACAAGCUGAGUCAGGCCCAGAGGACCCUCAUGGUGGAGGCUAUGGACCAAGGGACCCCGGCCCAGUCCAGCCUGGGGGUGGUGGUGGUCUAUGUGAAGGAACAGGAAUAUACAGGCAUCAGGUUCUCAAGGAACGCCAGGGACGUCAGCAUACAGGAGAACGCUGCCAAAGGAACGGCUGUAGCCCAGGAUCAAGCCCAGUACCCCGAUGGAACUAAGAGAGGCAUCAGCUACAGCCUCUUCUCUGGGAACAGACUGCAGGCCUUCAGCAUCAGCACUGGCACAGGUGAAAUCUGGGUUCAGAGGUCGUUGGGUCUGGACUUUGAGGACACUCCCCGCCUCCGCCUGGUAGUGAAGGCUGAGACGGCUUCGUCCAGCUCCUUCAUGGCCGUUAACCUGAUCCUGCAGGACAUCAAUGACAACCUGCCACGCUUCCAGCUCCAGAACUAUGUAGCGUACAUGAGAGAGGCUCAGGGUUAUGACAGGCCGAUCAUACAGGUGGUGGCAGAGGACGUGGACCAGGGGCAGAACGGUCAGGUGACCUAUUCCAUCCAAUCAUCAGGAGGCAUGAGCGGCCUGUUCAAGAUCGACCCUGUCACAGGAAGCAUCACCACCGCCGCCAUCAUGGACAGAGAGAUCUGGACUCAGACCAGGCUGGUCGUCACAGCGACGGACAGGGGCAACCCGCGAUUGGCCGGUUCGGCCACACUCACGGUGAUCAUCGUAGACCUCAACGACAACAGUCCAACAAUCCCUCUGCCUCGGGAGGUCCGCAUCCCUGAGAACACCCUGAUCGGCACAGAGAUCACCUUGGUAACGGGUAACGACGUGGACUCCAGUCCGGCCCUGUCCUACAGCCUCCAGCUGGACGGGUCGUCCCAGGGGAAGUUUGGGAUCCACCGCUACAGUGGAGGGGUGUCUCUGACCUCCCCUUUGGACUACGAGGACAGGACCUGGUACACGCUAACCAUCAGGGCUACGGACUCCCAACACCAGACUGAGGCUAAUAUCACCGUACUGGUGGAGGACGUCAAUGAUAACGCUCCUGCGUUCACACAGGAUCUAUACCAGGUAACACUGCCAGAACAUUCCCCGCCAGGCAGUCCCGUUGUCACGGUGACAGCGACUGACCGUGAUUCGGGGGAGAAUGGAAAGGUCACCUACAGAGUGAUGUCAUCGACGCGAGGUGGCUUCUAUGUCGACCCCAGCAACGGCACCCUGUUCAUCAGGGAGAGGGCAGAGUUUGACCCAGAGAACCCGUCCGUCAGUGUGGUCAUCGAAGCCUGUGACGGGGGCUCCCCGCCCCUCUCCUCCGUCACCACAGUACAGGUCCAGCUAUCAGACGUCAACGACAACGCUCCUGUCUUCCACCAAUCAGAGUACAGGGCGACGGUGUCGGAGGACUCCAUCCCCGGGGCGACCAUUCUGACCCUGGAGGCGAUGGAUGCUGAUUUCUCUCGGGACAACUGUGGCUUCGACUUCGCCAUCGCCAGGGGCAACACUGGGAACGUCUUCCAGAUCGAGAGCAGCGUGCGCUUCCUGGAGGGGCGGGGCUUCCAGACCGUAGGGACUCUCCUAUUGGCCGAGGAGCUGGACUUCGAGGCCAUGCCCCUCUAUAACCUGACGGUGGUGGUGUCGGACAGAGGGGUUCCACAGCGGAGUUCUAGCGUUGCCGCGGUGAUAACCGUUGGUGACGUAAACGAUAACCCGCCGGCGUUCGGCAGGGCGGAGUACGUUGUGUCACUGAGUGAAGGAGCGGGCGCUGGGACAGAGAUAUUACGACUCACUGCCACAGACCCAGACUCGGCCCCCAACGCAGAGGUCCAGUACAGUAUCAGCUCAGGCGAUGAGAUGGACCUGUUCACAAUCGACCAGUGGACCGGGGCGCUGCGGUUACAGCGACCGCUCGACCGCGAGCACCAGUCCUCCCACGUGGUCAUCGUCCAGGCCUCGGAUGGCCGUGGUCACGUCGCCCUGGCCCCAAUCAGCGUAGAGGUCAAAGAUGUGAACGAUAACAGACCGUUCUUCCCCGUCGAGACUCUGACCGCUAGCAUCAGAGAGAACCAGCCGGUCAACUCAGCUGUGACCAUACUCCACGCCAUAGACCAUGACACUGGGAUGUACGGCCAGCUGAGAUACUACAUGGUGGAGCGAGGUCAAGGGUCAGGAGUCACAGGGCGAGAGGCCUUCACCGUGGACCAAAGUUCAGGAGAGGUCAGGGCUAAGAUGACUUUUGACUUUGAGAAGGUCAACUCAUUUAAUUUCGUUGCUCUGGCGAUGGACGCCGGUAACCACUCGGCCACGGUGACGGUCCAGGUGUACGUGACCGGUGAGGAUGAGUACGACCCGCUCUUCGUCUCCCCAGAGUUCUCCUUCGAGGUUCCGGAGGGGGCGAAGAGGGGCCAGAGCAUCGGACAGGUCCAGGCGAAUGACGAGGACGGAGGUGUAGACGGUAUCGUCCUCUUCUCGCUCCCUAGCUCCUCCCUGUACUUUGACGUCAACAAAACAACCGGUGUGAUAUUCCUCAAGAUGGACGGGUCUUCUAGUCGUAGCAGCAGCGGGUUAGGGGGGCGGUCAAAAAGGGAGACCAGGACCAUGACUCUGGACGUUCACGCCCACAGCCCUCUGGACACGUCCCGUGUCACCACGGCCCAGCUGACCAUCGACGUGACCAACACGUCCUUCGGCCUGGGGGCAGACCUCAACGUCCUGCUGAUCAUCAUCAUCGCAGUGUCCCUGGGGGUCAUCGUGCUCCUAGUGGUCAUGGCUGUGGUCAUCUUUCUGGUCAAGUCAAAGAGACGCAGGAAGAACAAAGGACAGGACAACAGGGCCGUGGCCUCGGGAACCUCUCUGCAGAAACUGGACGAUUCCAAAUCUGGAGGAUCCGAGAGGAUCUAUCAUCAGACGUUACCAGGGUACUCUGGCAACCAGAGUGGAGCAGGGGCCGGGCCCUACACCCGGGGGGGCUCCCUUGACCCCUCACACUCCAGCGGGCGUGGCUCAGCCGAGGCGGCGGAGGACGAUGAGAUCAGGAUGAUCAACGAGUACCCCCGCGUAGCGUCCAUCUCCUCAUCCAUGCAGGAGCACAUCUCAGCCCGCGGGCCGGACUCUGGCAUCCAGCAGGACGCUGACCAGCUGUCUGACAUCUCCUGUGAGCCGGCCGCCCUGGAAGGAAGCACCUGGUUCAAAGGCAAGAAGCUGGGAGGGAGUCUCAGCGGAACCAUGCUGUCUGGACAGCUGCCUGUCUACAGAGACGAGCUGGGAGGAGGGUACCUGGGGCUGGGGAGGGGACUCAACAUCUCCCAUCCUAAAGAUUACGCCUUCCCAGAGGACGGGAAGCCCUCGGUGGAUGGGUCUCUGACAGCCAUAGUGGCCAGCGACGAGGAGCUGAGGGGCAGUUAUAACUGGGACUACCUGCUCAACUGGUGCCCUCAGUUCCAACCACUAGCCAACGUCUUCACAGAGAUCGCCAGGCUCAAAGACGAGACGGCCCCACAGAACCAGACCAACCCGCGCCAGCCCUUCCAGCCCAAAGCCAAGACGGACCCCAAGCCUCGCAUCGACCCACCGCCCCUCAUCACCGCCGUGGCCCACCCCGGGGCCAAGUCCGUCCCCCCGAAGGUCCCUGUCAUCGGACGCACCUUCCCCCACCUGGCCACCCUACGACGGUCCCCCAUAAGCCACGAGGGCUCCAUCUCCUCAGCAGCAAUGUCCCCCAGCUUCUCCCCCUCUCUCUCCCCCCUCGCCGCCCGCUCCCCCGCCGUCUCCCCCUUCGGAGUCACCCAGGGCCCCUCGGCCUCCAUGAUCAGCACCAGGGACCCCUCGCUGGACCACAGCCCCGACCAUGAGAUGAGGAUCUGAGGACGAGUUUUUUUUGGGGGGGUUUUAGAGACAUUUCUAUCAUUUAUGACAAAGUAAAAGGUGCUGAGAUCUGGACGUUAUAUCAGCUCCUAUGACAGAUUAGGAUGUGAAGGAAGUGUUCGUUUUUCAGAGACAUGUUUCUCUGAUGUAGUUUGUAUUAUCUGACAAUGUGAUUGGUUCUCAGAUCUGGACAUUAUAUCAGCUCCGAGGACAGAUGAAGAGAUGAAGGAAGUGUUCGGCGUUGUAGAAUUUUUUUUUCUCUGAUUAUAGUUUCUCAGAUGAGUUUUAGGCCACAUUUCUUCAAAAGGAAGGGGAAUAUAGUGUACUCUGGGAACAUUUGUAUUAGUGAGACCAAGUGAGUGCCAAGAUGAGGCUUUAAGAUCAUGGACCCUAAUGUUAUGCGACAGGUCACAUUCACCCUCUUUUCUGAAGGGAGAUGUGGAUUAUAAUUUCCUACAGGAUGUAAUUUCUCAUCCUAUGAGCACUUAGACCUAGCUAUCCCUCUAUGGAGAGGUGGACCAUGUUGUUGGGGUGAGGAGGUUAGCAUUGAUAACAGACCAGCCCUCUCCUCUCCUCCCCUCCACGUGGACCAUGUUGUUGGGGUGAGGAGGUUAGCAUUGAUAACAGACCAGCCCUCUCCUCCCCUCCUUCGCCACCAUGACGCAGGCCUCUGAUAAUUGCCACAAGGGUUAGGAGAUUGACCAAACUCUCGGCUGCGAACAACCAUGCCUUGGAUCCAACCCUGCAGCUGCAGACUGACCCCUCCCUGCAGACAGAGGCCCUCAGUAGAGAUAAACUGACGUAUCGGCUGCAGACUGACCCUCCCUGCAGACAGUCAUGAAGUCCGUAGAUACAGUAGAUAUGUAGUUUUCAGGUCACUCCUCGCUGGCUGGUCAGAGAGAUAAAUGAUUCCACUAUCCCUCUUUUACUUCUGUAUCUUCACAUUCUAGAUCCCCAUUAAAGACUUCAGUGUUCCGUUGUGGUGGUCUCACAAACAAAAUGGCUGCUUACAUAACAAACAAGAUGGCUGCUUUCGAAAUGGCCGACAUUUCCUCUUCUGACCAAGUACACGUGUGUUGAAAAAUACAUUAUACACUAGCCAGUGUUUUGUACAUUGGAAACGGGGACUGAGGCUAACGUUUUCCUUUGUUGCUACAGAAGACGCGUUCUUUUGUUUUGGUUGUAUUUUUUUUAUAUAUUUUUAUAUUGACCUUUGAUUUCUGAUUUGACAUGCCAGGUUAUCAUUUCAUUCUAUUUAGAUAUAUGUAUAUUUGUAUGUGUGUAUGUAUGCUAGCCACAGUAUGUAUGUGUUUUCCUGUCAUAGAUUUUAGAUUUUUUGUGUCUUUGUGGACUCGUGACAUUUUUGACGUGAGUGAGUGGGGAACAUUUUGUGUUUUGAUAAUUAUUUAUAUGAAGAAAAUGAACUGCUGGCUACGUUGACAGCGGGCAACCAAGUUCAGUUUUCACCAUGCUGUAUUGUAUCUUUAAAAUAUUUUCUUGUCAAAAUGAAGAUCCUCCCAAAAUCCCGGCAAAGCUAUGUAGAGACGACCAGAAAUCAUUGUUCACUGCCCUUACUCUGUCACCCAAACCAGACCUGUCCUCAUUGUUAGUAAACUGUUAUAACUGAUAUGUAGCGGAGGUGAACCGGACUCACGCUCUUUUGAUGAAAAUCUGUUUCACCCCGGUCCAAGAGGGAAUGUCCUCUUGGCUUAAUGGUUAAGACGUUGGUUUUCCAUGCUGGAGACCAGGGUUCAGAUCCCGCCUGUUACAUUUACACUAGACUCAGUGUUAGUAAACUGGCUUACACAGAAGUGCACAUUCUCUCUGGAAUUCCUGUUCACCUCUUGUGUCUUCGUAUGAAGUGCUUCCGGGUCAACACAAAGGUCAAUGAUGUGAGGUCAUCGCUCCGUAUGAUGGCUUGUAACUGUGAAGUGGUUCAACUUCAUACCAUAGAAAUACAAUACAUAGAUUGUAGAAGGGUUUAUGUAACUACUUAAAGGUAGCAGCACAAUUGAAAA
Messenger RNA from Coregonus clupeaformis (lake whitefish), 10156 nucleotides. RefSeq names its product dachsous cadherin-related 1b (gene dchs1b). Gene Ontology annotation, cellular component: plasma membrane. Gene Ontology annotation, biological process: homophilic cell-cell adhesion. The coding region runs from base 69 to 8138 and encodes 2689 amino acids. Gene Ontology annotation, molecular function: calcium ion binding. The record is from RefSeq and is a predicted model, not a curated record. The transcript is spliced from 28 exons. Lineage: Eukaryota; Metazoa; Chordata; Actinopteri; Salmoniformes; Salmonidae.